AACAUAGUUGUCACUAUUAAAUAAAAUAAUUAUUUUUUACUUGUGCAAAAAAAGUGAUCAGACAGCAGUCUUACAAAUAUUCGCUAAUUCAUUUAUUUAGACAUUAUUAUAAAAUUAAAACGAUUUAAUUAUUUUAAAUUCGAUUUCAAGUCAAUUUAAUAAUUUAAUUGUAAAAAUUUAAUGAAAAUAAUAACAAUGAUGUUGACAAAGAAUAUCGUUUUGAUCACAUUGUUCGUAAGUGUUUCGUGCUACGAAUUAAAAAACUCCAAUUCAUCAACAAAAAUCCCUCCUAUCGCACACACAGAUAUGGCUCAACUUUUUGAACUUUGUUUUGCAAAUACAUCCAAUCCGAUCGCAAUAACUGAAAAUUUGGUAGAGACAUUUCACAAAAAUUUGCCCAUUACAAUGAAGGCGCCUGUCAUUAUCAUCAACGAAAAUUUCAUCGCCAAAAAGAUUCAGCUGUACUACCCAACUUACUUGAUGUAUAUUUUAUCGGUGUCGAGUGCUCAGGAGAUGCACGAACUCUUAUCAAAAUUGGUUUUUUCACCGUUAUGGAGUCUGAAAUCCCUAUUUUUUGUGAUCUUCGAAUCCGAAAAACAUUGCGAGCGAUCAUGGAAAAUUUUCAACGAACUGUGGUUGGCUCAACUGUUAUCAUGUAUCGUAGUGUGCUCUCCAACCGGUAAUGAAACCAGUCUGUAUACUUAUAAUCCAUUCACAAAUCGAGCACCCGAUCCUUGGGUCGAAACUAAUAGAAGUUGGCUCGACCGACGUAAUCUACCAUUGACCCUUUACAAUCAAUCUUUUUCAAACGAUUAUAAAAUAUGCGAGACUGUCUUUUUCGAUAAAACUAAAGUUCUUGAUGGCUAUCCCGUUAAAAUCGGCUCACCAAACUUCAGAAAAUCUACAAAUUUAGAUACCAUGCUUGAUUCUUUAAACAUGACUCGACAAACAAUACUCCUUGAUUUCCAUAAUUUCACAAAGGUACUAAAACUACUAUUCAAUCGAAAUUAUGAUUUGACACAAUUUACCGUGGGCAUUUCAUAUCCUGGUAUUUUACACACGGUGCCAUUUAUGCAAGAAUCAUCUUUUAUCUUUGUUACACAAAAGGCAAAUUUUCAAUCAGCAUCUUAUGAAAUUGCAAAUGUAUUCGAUAUUAAUGGAGCCAUAGCGAUAAUAUUUCUUCUUCUUCUAAUUACCCUCUUGAUUGUAUUGCACAAUAAGUAUCAGAUCGGAUUGGCUGUUCUGGAUGUCCUGAAGCUGCUGAUGAGUAUGGGAAUCGAUGCACCCCUUGACCGUCUCGCCAUGAAAAUCACCUUCUUCACGGGAUUUUUGUUUGUUUUUUUAUUUAGUCCAUUGCUUGAGGGUCAAUUAUUUGCCGUAUUAACUCGCCCGCCGACUUAUAACAUGGAGUCUCUUAAAGACUUGUACGAUCAUAAGUAUCACGUAUAUUAUAUGUCGGGCCUCCGUAAAUAUAUUUUAGGAGAGCAGUUAUGGAAAACUGACGAGGAUAUGAAAUACUUACACCCCAUUCACGAAUUGAACCCCAUAGGCGAUUGCGUGAAAAAAGUUAUCGAAAAUAAUAGAGCUGCAUGUAUGGCUCAAGAUUGGCAACUAAUUGACUACGCUGUUAAACAUAAUUUGCAUAUAGCACAACGAGUCGUGCUGAAAACACCAGGUUUUUAUCAUACGCAUCUAUUUUGGGCUCUGAUGGAUCGCUUUUACCAUGAAUCGUUGAACCUACAAGAGUCAGGAAUGAAAGUUUCCCCAACACGCCGAAUAAAAUCACGGAAGAAACUGAAAGCUAAAAAUAGACAUAGUAGAAUCGUUGAUUAUCGAAUAAUUGACGCAGUAGAUUUAACGAAUUUAUAUGUAUUUAUGGCAUUCUUCCAGUGUUUGGCAGUUAUUGUUUUUGGUAUUGAGUAUAUUAUCGGACGUUAUCGCCGUCCAAGACAAUAAAAAAUAAACAUCCGUUAACUUAAAAAAAUGUGUGUUAUUAAUAAAAGUGCAGUCGCGCGUGCUCGGCUUAAUGAAUUUGAUCACUUGGAUUGUCUAUCGUUCACAAAUUUUGACGUCAAUUUACUUCAGUCAAAUAUUUCAUCAAUUAUUAGCUUACACAAUUUGUGAGUGUGAAAUCAAACUUUUGACUAUCGGUUGUUUAUUCCAUAAUAAUAUUUAUCAAA
This is a messenger RNA of Microplitis mediator, 2180 nucleotides long. RefSeq lists its product as uncharacterized. Bases 181 to 1956 code for a protein of 591 amino acids. The transcript is spliced from 3 exons. Lineage: Eukaryota; Metazoa; Arthropoda; Insecta; Hymenoptera; Braconidae. The record is from RefSeq and is a predicted model, not a curated record.